AACUUACACACUGUGGCUUCAGCCGGCCCCUCCCAGGCCCCUCUGGGAGCCCAGCUGUUCCCUCUGCGGAUUCUCUGGGGCUGGUUCAUUACCUUGGAAUACUCUUGUGACAGGAGGCGCUAGCAAAACCCGCCUCCAGCCCCCAGCUGCAAAUAAAUAGAAGACUCCCAGCCCAGAAGCCCGGAGAAGUUUCUAGGUGAGUGUCUCUGACGUUUAUUAGGCUCUGGCUCCACUCUCGACCUCCGCAGUUCUGGCUGGGAGCCUGAGCAGCCUGGGAGGACGGUGGCUUGCUGAUCUCUGGUGAGGCCAUACACAGAGGGCCCCUCUUGGAUUCUGUGGAACCAGCUGGGGUUUGUCACCUUUGGGGGCCGGGACCCCAGGCUGAUGAGCACGGCUGUUUUUGGCAGUAAAUGGUUCUUUUCCCUGACGGAAGAUCGGCAUUUUUCUGAAGCUGACAAAUAAGCUCUGAAAGUCAUCCUUGCUUUGCUGUGUGUCCUUGGAUAGGUGGCUCCCUCUCUCUGAGCCUCUGUUUCCCCUGUGAGCCCAGCACUCAUCAUGGCUGAUGGUCAGAUGCCUUUCUCCUGCCACUACCCAAGCCGGCUGCGCCGAGACCCCUUCCGGGACUCGCCCCUCUCCUCCCGCCUGCUGGAUGAUGGCUUCGGCAUGGACCCCUUCCCUGAUGACUUGACCGCCUCUUGGCCCGACUGGGCUCUGCCUCGCCUCCCCUCCGCCUGGUCGGGGACCCUGAGGUCCGGCAUGGUGCCCCGGGGGCCCACUGCCACUGCCAGGUUUGGGAUGCCUGCUGAGGGCAGGAGCCCCCCACCCUUUCCCGGAGAGCCCUGGAAGGUGUGUGUCAAUGUGCACAGCUUCAAGCCAGAGGAGCUGAUGGUGAAGACCAAGGAUGGAUACGUGGAGGUCUCCGGCAAACAUGAAGAGAAGCAGCAAGAAGGAGGUAUUGUUUCCAAAAACUUCACAAAGAAAAUUCAGCUUCCUGCAGAGGUGGAUCCUGUAACAGUGUUCGCCUCGCUUUCCCCCGAGGGGCUGCUGAUCAUCGAAGCUCCCCAGGUGCCCCCUUACUCACCAUUUGGAGAGAGCAGUUUCAACAACGAGCUUCCCCAGGACACCCAGGAAGUCACCUGUACCUGAGACCCCAGCCUUGGUCCAUCCUCAUGCCCUCCCCAACCCCAGGGCUUCUCUGAUUCCAGGGUACAUUACUUUAGCUGAACUCAGACGUAGUGCAACUAAAAUGUUGGGGGACAGGGGGAAGGGAAAACGACCACAGAUUCCCUGGAUGACAUAGUGGUAGAUUUCUCACUGGAUGACGCAAUUGGCUAACCAUGCUUGUUGCGUUAGGCCAAAGUACUGGUUUUUCUUUCUUUAUCUUUUCUAUCUUGAUGAAAACAUUGCACAUUCUAUAGCUGCAAAACAAAGAAAUGGGACUUAACAUUUCAUGUUGUACCUUACCUUGCAAGUAACGCAAGGGUCACUUUUCUCUGGGGACCUCCCCAUUACCCAGAUCCCUCCUCUGGGCUCCCUGUUCCCACGAUUGCCUCAUGGUUCCACCAGUGGAGCCCUUGGCUCAGCCCACUGUAUUUCAACAUCCCUGGCUCACAAAGGGUAAUAGACAGGUCUUAUAUUCCCUUAUGGGAUCUAUCCACCAACCAUGUGAAAAUAAACACUGCCUUCUGCCCUCUGCCCAAAUGUUUACAGCAUGUCCCCAGGGUUCUCAAACUGGCACUCCCCAAGGACUCUAGAAGCGCCUCAGUUAAUUUCCUGACAGAGGUCCCCACCACCUUGUACACCUCUCCCCUGUAUCCAAGUCAGGAUAUUUAUAGAGGGGCAUGUUUCUAGAUAGUCCUGCCAAGAACCAAGCAAAGGCCAGACAGCCUGGCAGACAAGCUGGUGGUAUUGUGUAUAUGGGUAUGGGACAUUUGUGUCAUUGUUGUGUGAGUUGUGCUGUUGUUUGGGGGGACAAUAGUAAAUAAUAAUUAGUGACAAUAAUAAAGGAGCUGAUGUUCUUA
Cavia porcellus (domestic guinea pig) is the source of this 2021-nucleotide messenger RNA. It is a transcript of the gene Hspb8, whose product is annotated as heat shock protein family B (small) member 8. The record is from RefSeq and is a predicted model, not a curated record. Gene Ontology annotation, biological process: cellular response to unfolded protein. Bases 556 to 1146 code for a protein of 196 amino acids. The transcript is spliced from 3 exons. Gene Ontology annotation, cellular component: cytoplasm; nucleus; protein folding chaperone complex. Gene Ontology annotation, molecular function: protein homodimerization activity. NCBI's taxonomy places the organism in Eukaryota, Metazoa, Chordata, Mammalia, Rodentia, Caviidae.